Molecule: messenger RNA, 7674 nt
Organism: Talaromyces amestolkiae
Lineage: Eukaryota; Fungi; Ascomycota; Eurotiomycetes; Eurotiales; Trichocomaceae
Exons: 5
Coding region: 1-7674 (2557 amino acids)
Biological process (GO): DNA replication proofreading; DNA replication; protein phosphorylation
Cellular component (GO): epsilon DNA polymerase complex; nucleus
Molecular function (GO): DNA binding; ATP binding; single-stranded DNA 3'-5' DNA exonuclease activity
Source: RefSeq, a predicted model, not a curated record
AUGCCUUCACGCAAGCCCAGCAAGUAUGGCAAUAAUACCAAGUUCCGCUCGAGCACGGCAUCCUUCAACCCGAAACGCGCCAAAACAGUAGAAUUCAAUGCCCUCCGCUCCACCGAAGCCACUUCUCAAGAUGAGAAAUUUGAGGCUAUCCGGCUGGCUAACACCAUCGACGAGACGAUGGGAUUUCCGCGAUUCGAGGCUGGUGAGAAGCGAGCCGGAUGGCUUGUAAAUAUGCACAGCACUACGGUCGAAGAUCCGAAUAUCCCUGGUGGUCGAGCCGGUGUGGACUUUUAUUUCCUGGAUGACGAUGGCAACAAUUUCAAGGCUACGGUGGAAUACGACCCAUACUUUCUCAUCGCUGUUAAGGGAGGCCGAGAACAGGAGGUAGAGGAAUGGUGUCGAAGAAUACUGGAAGGUGUUGUCAAAGACGUCCGCAGAGUUGUGAGGGAAGACUUGCAGAUGCCCAACCAUUUAAUGGGCAACCGAAGGACGUUCUUGCGCCUCAGUUUUGCAAACGUGGGCAAUUUGCUGGAAGCCCGAAAGCUGCUUAUGCCGAUUGCAGAGAAGAAUAAAAAGAAUGUGACGGCUAUGGAUACAUAUGCUGAGAUGGCCAGGACUUCCGCUGGCUUCGAUCUCUUUGAUGACGAACUUGACGAAUCACGACCUAAUGCUGCCUUGAAUGCAAGCGAUUUCAUAAUUGAUAUUAGAGAAUAUGAUGUGCCAUAUCAUGUCAGAGUUUCGAUUGAUAAAGAUAUUCGAAUCGGAAAAUGGUAUAAUGUGGAAGCAAAGCACGGAGUCACCAAGUUGACUUGCAUCGAAGAGCGACUUCAGAGAGCGGAUCCUGUAGUCCUCGCAUUCGAUAUUGAGACGACUAAACUUCCUCUGAAAUUUCCUGAUGCAGUAAUUGAUCAGAUUAUGAUGAUCUCAUACAUGAUCGACGGCAAUGGUUUUCUCAUUACCAAUCGUGAAAUUGUCUCUGAGGAUAUUAAUGACUUUGAAUACACGCCCAAGCCAGAAUAUAGCGGGCCAUUCGUGAUCUUUAACGAGCCUGAUGAACGCCAUCUUUUGGAACGCUUUUUCAGUCAUAUCAAAGAGGCAAAGCCGACAGUUAUCGCAACUUAUAACGGUGACUUUUUCGAUUGGCCCUUUGUCGAAGCGCGUGCAAGUGUCCUGGGUAUUGAUAUGUAUGCUGAAAUCGGCUUCAAAAAGAACAGCGAGGACAUCUACCAAAGCGACUAUUCAGCCCACAUGGAUUGCUUUGCAUGGGUCAACCGAGACAGUUAUCUUCCCCAAGGUAGUAGGGGUCUCAAAGCCGUCACCGUUGCGAAGCUAGGAUAUGAUCCAGACGAGCUGGAUCCCGAACUCAUGACUCGAUACGCCAGUGAACGACCGCAGACACUGGCUGAAUAUUCAGUAUCUGACGCUGUUGCGACCUACUACCUCUAUAUGAAAUAUAUUCACCCUUUCAUCUUUUCUCUCUGCACCAUCAUUCCUUUGAAUCCGGACGAUGUCCUUCGAAAAGGGACAGGUACGCUAUGUGAGAUGCUUCUCAUGGUUCAAGCGUACAAGGGCGAGAUUAUUCUUCCCAACAAGCAUAAAGACCCGCCUGAAUCUUUCUACGAAGGCCACCUUCUUGACUCUGAGACGUAUGUCGGUGGACACGUCGAGAGUAUUGAGGCAGGUGUCUUCCGUAGCGAUAUACCGGUUAACUUUGCUGUAGACCCAAAGGCUAUUGACGAGCUGCUACAUGAUCUCGAUGCAGCCUUGAAAUUCAGCAUCGUGGUGGAAGAGAAAAAGUCACUGGAAGAUGUCACGAAUUAUGAAGAAGUGAAAGCUCAGAUUGCCGAGCGACUGGAGAAUCUCAAGGCAACGCCAAACCGCAGCGAACGACCUCUGAUCUACCAUCUAGACGUUGCUUCCAUGUAUCCUAACAUUAUGACGACGAAUCGUCUGCAACCUGACUCUAUGAAACAGGAAUCUGACUGUGCAGCAUGUGACUUUAACCGGCCGGGCAAAACUUGUGACCGUCGACUUCCUUGGGCAUGGCGUGGUGAAUUUCUGCCCGCUAAGCGAGAUGAAUACAACAUGAUUCGGCGAGCUGUUGAGAACGAAAAAUUCCCCGGCAAACACAAAAAUGCGCCAAUGCGCCACUUUAGAGACAUGCAAACCGAAGAGCAAGCUGCCAUUAUCAAGAAGCGAUUGCAAGAAUAUAGCAAAAAGAUCUAUCACAAGAUCCACGAUAGCAAAACGAUAGAAAAGGAGGCAAUCAUAUGUCAACGAGAAAAUCCCUUCUACGUCGAUACAGUCCGCGACUUCCGUGAUCGAAGAUACGACUUCAAAGGAAAACAAAAGGUGUGGAAGGGCAAAACGGAAGCUUUGAAAGUUGCUGGUGCGUCGAAUGCUGAAAUCGAUGAAGCGAAGAAGAUGAUUGUCCUCUUUGAUUCUCUUCAGCUCGCACACAAGGUCAUCUUGAACAGUUUCUAUGGUUACGUCAUGCGAAAAGGUUCUCGGUGGUACUCUAUGGAAAUGGCUGGCGUGACUUGUCUUACGGGCGCUCGGAUUAUCCAAAUGGCGAGGGAAUUGGUUGAACGUAUUGGUCGACCACUAGAACUUGAUACAGACGGUAUCUGGUGCAUGCUUCCAGCUACAUUCCCGGAAAACUUUGCGUUCACUUUGAAGAAUGGAAAGAAAAUGGCCCUUUCGUAUCCCUGUGUGAUGCUAAAUCAUCUCGUUCAUGGACGUUUCACGAAUCACCAAUAUCAGACUCUUGUCGAUCCCAAGUCUUUCAAAUAUGAAACGACAAGCGACAAUUCGAUUUUCUUUGAGGUUGACGGACCUUACAAAGCUAUGAUCCUUCCUGCAUCCAAAGAAGAAGACAAGAACUUGAAAAAACGUUAUGCAGUUUUCAACGACGAUGGAUCUCUUGCAGAACUGAAGGGUUUCGAGGUCAAACGUCGAGGUGAACUCAAACUUAUCAAGAUUUUCCAGACGCAAAUCUUCAAGUUCUUCCUGGACGGUAAAGACCUUGGAGAAACCUACCAGUCGGUUGCUCGUGUCGCGAACAGAUGGCUUGAUGUGCUUUAUGAGCAUGGCGCUACCCUAGCAGACGAAGAGCUUAUUGAUUUGAUUUGCGAGAAUAGAAGCAUGUCCAAAACUGUUGAGGAGUACGGAGCACAAAAGUCAACCUCAAUUACAACAGCUAAACGAUUAGCUGAGUUCCUUGGGGAGCAAAUGAUCAAAGACAGAGGUCUGAAUUGUCGCUAUAUUAUCUCAUCUAAACCAAAAAAUGCUCCAGUCACGGAACGAGCUAUCCCUGUUACCAUCUUCUCUGCAGAAGAAAAUGUCAAAAGAUUCUUUUUGCGCAAGUGGCUUAAAGACGAUCCUAAUGAUAUGGAUCCACGAUCUAUCAUCGAUUGGGAUUACUAUCUUGAGCGAUUGGGCUCGGUUAUUCAGAAACUGAUCACUAUUCCAGCAGCACUUCAGAAGCUGGGCAAUCCUGUUCCUAGAGUUCAACAUCCUGACUGGCUUCAGCGUCGAAUCAACACGAGAGAUGACAAGUUCAAGCAGAAAAAGAUGACUGAUAUGUUCGCAAAAAACCCUCUUGCUGAAAAGUCUGCCAAUAUAGUGGACCACCGUGUACCUCAUAAUGCCGACAUUGAAGAUAUGGCAGCCCAGAAUAUGGACAAGAAGCUUUCUCCUUCAGGCAAGAUGGUACAAAAGCGAAAGCUGCCAGAGGGACCUACUACAACAUCACUUGAUCCGUAUGCCAGUUUGCCAGCUGUCAUGCCGUCAAUCACCGAGGAUUACGAAGGCUUCAUCAAAUAUCAGAAGCAAAAGUGGAAGAUUCAAAAGCAAGCUCGAAUCCGCCGGCGACAGCUCUUUGGAGAGAAAUCCAAGGCAUCAGACUCACUCAGUCACUACUUCCGAAACCAGGCGCAAAUGCUGUUUAUCAAUACAUGGACAUUGCUGCAGCUCAGAGAGACCGAUGUACCUGGCGAAGUGCGAGCAUUCGUGCUAAUUGAUCGGAAAGUGCACGCUCUUACCGUGAAGGUGCCACGGCAACUUUUCAUCAACUUUAAGGAUGAUUCACUUCCAGAAGUUGAGCUACCCAGUUGUGAGGUAGAUAAAGUCAACAACACCCUUCCCAACGGUCACCCAUCAGUCCACCUAUUUAAGCUUACGCUGCCAGAAGAAGUCUAUUUGGGAGAGUCAGAAAAGAUGGCCGUCUUGCUGAAUCAUCCUAGCGUUGAGGGUGUCUAUGAACGCCAUGUUCCUCUCACUCUUCGCGCUGUUAUGAAGCUUGGUAGUACCUGCACUUUUGACGAGAGCCAACGAGGCGUGCUUGGUGAUGGUCUAGAUCGUGGGUUUGAGCUUUCAUCUCUAUUGCACACCACCUCUGAAACUCCAUACUUGGAGGGUAUAUCUCUGACGUACUACUACCUAUAUCACGUCACUUCUGGUGAUCGACAAGUUUUCGCUUUAUUCUCGACUGCGAAGAGCGAAGCUAACAUAAUUCUCUUGAAUCGCAACCGCGACAUGUCAAGUCUACCUAAUAUUGACAAGAUGUACAUGGAGCUUCUCGGCCGCAAAAUCGCUGCUGAUUCCGAUGCUUCUACAGGCGCAUUCGAUUAUCAGGAAAAGAUACAUUUCAAGACCACCCAAGUGACCACUCAUCGCAAGGCUAUUUUGGAAGUAGGAGACUUGAUCAAGCAAUUACGCAACGAAGAGAGUCACCCUGUGGUGUUUGUUGUACAGUCGCAGCAAAAGGGGAAAUUGUGCCAUGACAUUCCAAUACUGAAGGAAUAUCCCAUGCUAUCUGUCAAGCCGGAAGUUUCGGACACUGAUAUGCCACCUCUCGGAUGGCAAUCGUUCAUUGCAAAGCGGUUGUUAACUCAUUAUCUCUACUUGGGCUCGUGGAUUCAGCAUCUCAAAAUGCUUGCGCGUUACGGAGACGUCCCUGUUUGCAACCUGGAAAGUGAUGAUCCUCGAUACCUGAUAGACGUCUCGUAUGCGAGACGACUAGAAAAGAGUAACGUGGUGCUGUGGUGGUCUGCAGGACCCCGACCCGAUCAUGCUGGGUAUGAGAAAGACGACAUUUUGGGAUCUCUUGACACGGUAGAGAUGCCUUCCAUCAAUGUACCGGGUACUUAUACCACAGUUUCGAUUGAACUCGAAGUACGGAAUCUGGCGAUCAACACAAUUCUCACGUCGUCAAUUAUCAAUGAUUUAGAAGGCAGUGAUACACUUCUCGCCUCCACUAAAGAGUCUGCCGAUGGUGUUCUCUAUUCAGAGAAGGCAUUUGCAUCAGCAGGUGUCUUUGUACUGCGGGAAAUGGUCAAACAGUGGUGGUCAGAAGCUUGUACGGGUAACACUAUGGCCGAUAUCAUGGUUCAACAUUUGGUGCGCUGGGUGGAAAGUCCAAGCUCAUGCCUGUAUGAUCGUUCUUUGCACUAUUAUGUCCGAAUGAUGUCUCGAAAGUCAUUCCAACAGUUGAUGGGAGACUUCCGCCGUGUUGGCUCAAAUGUAAUUUUUGCUAGCCCAACACGGUUGCUGCUGCAAACGACAAAACAAGAAGUCGGAACCGCUUAUGCUUACAGUCAAUACAUUCUCAAGUCUAUCAGAGCCAACCCGGUUUUUCACUUUAUCGACUUGGAACUCAAGGAGUAUUGGGACUUCCUAGUGUGGUAUGAUGAAUUCAACUACGGAGGCAAGGGCUGCCAGGAGGUUGUCGAAGCAGAAUCUCAACAGCUAGACACCGUUAUGCAUUGGCAGAUGAAUCGAUUUUUGCCAAGUCCCAUGCAGCAGGUCUUCACCGAUUGGGUUGUUGAAUACAUUGACUUGAUGCAUGGCCUCAAACGAGGCGAGGAGGGGGAUGAGGAUAGCUCGACACCGCGCCUCACCCAAAUACCUAUAAAGUCUUUGACUGAAAUAACAGACGACGAAGUGACUAACUUUCUCUCCGACAAGUUUUCCAAGCCCCUCAAGAAACAGAUUAUCGGCCUGAUUCGUCAACAACGAGACGAGCUUCUCCAUCCUGAGCUUGCAUCAGACUACAAUUUCCCGGUACUGCCAGGGGCAUUAGUUGACCCCAACACGGAAAAUCGCAAUGCUGUGCUAGAAUUAGUGAAGGCGUUGAUGCAAGUCCUCAGCUUAUCGAAGAUCACGACGUUGGAAACGCGUAUUCUUCGUCGCGAACUCCUGGCAUUAUUUGAGGUCCGUGAGUUUAGCAAAGAAGGCCGCUUUGAGAAUCCGAGCGCCAGUCUGAAGUUGCCGGAGCUGACAUGCAGUGCUUGCUGUUUGAUCCGUGACUUGGAUCUGUGUCGAGAUGAGGACAUUCUACCUGAUCAAGACACGGACGGCAAAAAGACAGCUCCCAAAGCCUGGCGCUGCCCAUUCUGUCAAACAGAGUAUGACCGCCUAGCCCAAGAGGAGCGACUCGUCGGAGAAGUACAUGGCAUGAUAGUCUCCUGGCAGGCACAGGAUCUCAAAUGCUCCAAGUGCAACAGUCUCAAGGUCAGCGCUUUUAUGGAACAUUGCUCCUGCAGUGGCAAGUGGACGACAACCUUGGACCGAACCGCAAUUCAGAAAAAGAUACGUGUCAUGCUUAGCGUUGCCAGAUAUCAUGACCUGAAGCUUCUUGAGGGGGUCUCGGAGGAGGUUCGAAAUGAGAUUGCGGUGCUCAAACGAGUCUCAAUGGGUCACCAGAACAUAUUGACUCUCGUCGACUAUUUUGAGACCAUGAACAACCUGUACCUCGUCGUCGAACUCGCUCUCGGCGGCGAACUUUUCGACCGCAUUUGUCGCAAAGGAAGCUACUACGAAGCCGAUGCCGCCGACCUCGUCCGCGCCAUAUUGUCCGCCGUCGCAUACCUCCACGACCACGGCAUUGUGCAUCGAGACCUCAAGCCUGAAAAUCUAUUGUUUCGCACACCAGAGGAUAAUGCAGAUCUUCUUAUUGCUGAUUUCGGUCUUUCGAGGAUUAUGGACGAGGAACAGUUUCAUGUUUUGACAACCACGUGCGGGACGCCGGGAUAUAUGGCGCCGGAGAUUUUCAAGAAAACUGGGCAUGGGAAGCCUGUAGAUAUCUGGGCCAUCGGAGUCAUCACUUAUUUCUUGCUGUGUGGCUACACGCCCUUUGACCGCGAUUCCAACCUCGAGGAGAUGCAGGCCAUCCUCGUAGCGGACUACUCCUUUACACCCCUCGAGCACUGGCGCAGCAUCUCCCAAAGCGCGCGAGACUUCAUCAAUCGCUGCCUAACCAUCGACCCCAAGGCACGAAUCACCGCGCACGAAGCCCUACAGCAUCCAUGGAUAAGCAACGAUCUACCAUCGAAGAAACAGGGAGAAGAUCUAUUGCCUACUGUGAAGAAGAACUUUAAUGCGCGACGGACGCUGCACAAGGCAAUAGAUACCGUGCGCGCAAUUAAUAAGUUGCGUGAAGGCGGUGGGUUGAUGAUGGAUGGUGCGGCGAGUAUUGAGCCGCGACCGGAACGGGUGGUGGGUAAUGAUGUCCAUGAGGAGGAGAGAUAUGCGCCGCACAAUGAUGAUAUGAUGAAGGUUGACAGUCGGGGUAAUGCUCGCGGUCAGACGGAAGAGCAGAUUCGUGAGCAGGAACGGAAAGUGAAGGAGGUCGUGACUGGGCUGUGGGCGAAGGCGGCUGGGAACCGGCAGUGA